Messenger RNA from Rhodamnia argentea, 1826 nucleotides. Its product is annotated as transcription factor TCP23. The coding region runs from base 226 to 1587 and encodes 453 amino acids. Gene Ontology annotation, cellular component: nucleus. NCBI's taxonomy places the organism in Eukaryota, Viridiplantae, Streptophyta, Magnoliopsida, Myrtales, Myrtaceae. The record is from RefSeq and is a predicted model, not a curated record. The transcript has 2 exons. Gene Ontology annotation, molecular function: DNA-binding transcription factor activity; sequence-specific DNA binding.
CAAACAGAGAAGACAGCAGUCAAUCACAAGAAAGAAAAACAAGAUCCCCACGCACUUCCACUGCGGCAGCAGGAGGAAGAAGGAAGGAAGGGAAGUUGCAAGGGAGGCCCCUGUCGGAAGAAGCAGCUCAGGAUCGCCCCCACCAUGUGUCCUGAAAAUCGGAGCGAGGGUGGUUCCAGCUUGAUGAUGAUGAAUUGUGUUUGAAUUACCCAAUUACGAGAAGCUAUGGAGUCCCAGAGCAACACCAACCAAAGCAGCAGCAAUUCGGGCUCCGACCACCACAAGCACGACUCUGCCCCCACCGCUUCUCUGCAACUGGUCCCUCUCUCUUCUUCCUCCAAUUCUGCUGCAGAACCCGGUCACUCUCACGGGUCAACCCUCCAUGGCCCAUUCAUGGGCUCCAUCUCUAUCCAACCCCCAACUAAGCCCCCUAACCCCCCCUCCCUCCCUCCCAGCUCUACUUCUCCCGGUUCCAACCCCACCACCGCCAUUACCAAGGCCGCCAAGAGGCCCACCAAGGACCGCCACACCAAGGUCGACGGCCGCGGCCGCCGCAUCCGGAUGCCCGCCGUCUGCGCCGCCCGCGUCUUCCAGCUCACCCGCGAGCUGGGCCACAAGUCCGACGGCGAGACCAUCGAGUGGCUCCUCCAGCAGGCCGAGCCCGCUAUCAUCGCCGCCACCGGAACAGGCACCAUCCCCGCCAACUUCUCCACCCUCAACGUCUCCAUCCGCAGCAGUGGGUCCACCAUCUCCGCCCCGCCCUCCAAGUCCGCCCCACUGUCCUUCCACGGCGGUCUCAGCCUCUACGGCGACGGCGGCGACGCGGGUAGGCGGCUUCUUGCCGGCGGCGGCGGGGCGCUCGGGUUCCACCACCAAUUGUACACGCAGGUCCUCGGCUCGGACCAGGCCGGCGGCGGCGGCGGCAACAGCGAUAAUCCCGGAGACAGCUACAUGACGAAGACGUUCAGGGAAGACCUCUUCAAAGAGUCCUCCCACCAGAGCAGCCCCGACGCAGCCUCCGCGGCUUUGCAGGCCGGUAACAAAUCCGGAAGGCCCGGAAUGCAAGAACAAGUACCCACCUCGGCCCGGUCCUCGUCGGGGGUCCUGCCAGCUCCCGCCAUGUGGGCAGUGGCGCCCGCCACCACGAACGGCGGGAGCACGUUCUGGAUGCUGCCGGUGGGGGGCGGAGGAGGGGGAGCCGCGGUGGCCGCCCCGGGGGCCGGGAUGCACGAGGCCUCGAUGUGGACGUUCCCGGCGGGGGCGGGAGGGGCGGCGAUGCAAAGGGUGAACUUUCCGGGAGGGGGGAGGCUGACGCCGGUACAGCUAGCGGGUUCGAUGAUAGUACAACAGCCAAUGGGACUAGGGAUGACGGAGACGACGAGUAUGGGGAUCAUGGGAGCACUAGGAGGUGGAUACGGCAGUGGUGGUGGUAAUAGCGGGAGGGUCAAUCUGGGGAUGAAUUUGGAGCAGCAGCAGCAACAGCACCACCACCACCACCACCACAAGCAGGGCCAAGCUACGGGCGACGGCGGCGGGGGGAGUGAUGGAGAAGAUGAUCAUCACCAUAAUCAUCCCACUGACUCGUGAUAACGAUGACGACGAAGGCGAUAAGCAAUAAGUUGCAGGUACAUACUAAGUUGUGAAAUCGGGUUUCGCUUUGGAUAUACUUUUUGGUUUUUGCCCUUUUGUCCACUGAUCAAGUCAAGUGUGCGUGUAAUUUCUCGAUUUGUGGAGAGUAAUCAUUCUUGCUCAGGAUUUUUAGCAGUCGUGUGCUCCUUCAGCUUAGAGUUAUGAUGAAUUCUCCCUUUCUUUCUUGUCGUUUUCUU